UUUGUUUAUUGUAUAAAUAAUAGCAGCUGCACAAACAAUGGAGAACGACGAUCGAUGAGAUGAUCGCGUCUGAUGGCUGGUGUAUGUGUUGGUGGGAAGAAUCACAUCCCCAGGACGUUAUAAAAUGAUGACAGAAUGUGAGAAGCUGUGAGUGGUGUGCGUAAUGAAUUUGCUUCGAUCAACCAACCGUCUGCCGUCGCUUGAUGUGAGAAACGUUCAAUCAGCAAUCAAAACAUUCACAAAGACGAUCGUUACGUACUGGGCCGAGUAAAACAAACGUGCUAAGUGCCUCGUGACUAAUAUAUAGAUAUUUGCACCCAGCUCCAUCCAGAAUAAGCAGUGUGUAUGUGCGUGUGUGCGUUGUGUAGGUGCAACUGUACAUGACUAACGCCGUUCCGAAAACCUAAUCCUUGGUGGGCAGAAAAUUGAAACACUACGUCUAGAUGUGUGAAAGCCGGGCCCGUUGGUGCUGAUUUGUAACACGGUUGGAGGGUGUUCAGUGGCGAUAGUGGUGAAAGAGGUGUUGGGUCGCUCGUGCUCUCGGAUACUGCACACAAACACACAAGCACACACAAAUGUGUGGCCGCGGUGUGAUCGUUGUUGGGCGACGCAUUUGCUCGUUUCGAAGCCCGUGGUGUUGUGUGUAAGCGCGGUAAGCCCUCGGCAGCAGUCCAGACGUUGUAGACGGACGACGCACCAGCAGCAGCAGCAGCAGCAGCAGCAGUCCAGCCAGUAAAGGUGUAAAGGCGUCAUGUCAGUCAUGCAUCGGAGAGUCUUUCUAAACGUUUGCUUCCUGCUAGUGCUUGGCUAUGAAAUCGAAGCCAGCUGGGAAGAAUGGUGGACAUACGAUGGAAUUUCAGGACCCGCCUUUUGGGGACUAAUCAACCCGCAGUGGAACAUGUGCAACAAAGGGCGUCGCCAGUCACCGAUUAACGUGGAACCGGAGAAGCUACUAUUUGAUCCAUACCUUCGAUCACUACACAUCGACAAGCACAAGAUAUCGGGCACGUUGCACAACACCGGCCAAUCGUUGGUCUUCCGGGUGGAGAAGGACACCAAACAGCAUGUAAAUAUUUCCAGCGGUCCGCUCGCCUACCGGUACCAGUUUGAGGAAAUCUACUUCCACUACGGUACGGACAACAAUCAGGGCUCGGAGCAUCACAUCCACGGGUACAGUUUUCCCGGUGAGAUUCAGCUGUACGGUUUCAACAAGGAGCUGUACCACAACAUGUCCGAGGCACAGCACAAGGCCCAGGGCAUCGUCGGCAUUUCGCUAAUGCUGCAGAUUGGCGAUACGCCUAAUCCGGAGCUGCGGAUAAUUACCAGCGCCUUCAAUAAAGUCCUGUACAAAGGAUCUUCCACGCCCAUCCGGCAUAUCUCGUUGCGUUCGCUGCUGCCGAACACGGAACAGUACAUGACGUACGAGGGUUCGACCACACAUCCCGGCUGCUGGGAAAGCACGGUUUGGAUUAUCCUCAAUAAGCCCAUCUACAUCACCAAGCAGGAGCUGUACGCGCUGCGAAAGUUGAUGCAGGGCUCGGAACAAACGCCCAAAGCACCGCUGGGCAAUAAUGCUCGGCCGCUCCAGGCAUUGCAUCACCGUACCGUGCGGACCAACAUCGACUUUGCCAACACGGGCGUAAGCAAGACGCAAAGCUGCCCAACGAUGUACAAAGACAUGUACUACAAGGCGAACCGAUGGACGUCCGAGAUAUCGGCCCGUGGCCGCGAACGAGGGCUUCCCGACAUCGAGAGCGUGUUUCAUUCGCUUCCAUAGUGGCACCAGGGUGCGCCGUUACGUGCAUCAACACUAGCAGCCACCGUACCAUCCCGACCACACCAUCAGCACCAGCGACAGCAGCAGUCCGUCGUCACGGUGGGUCCCGGCAUCGUCGGGAUGAUGGUUGCGGUAGACUGAAGUGCCGGCGGUCGUGAUGGGCUCCGGGCUUUUCUUCCGCUCCAAACACGUACGUACGUAUAGGUAAUCCUACUACUCCCUUCCCAUCAUUCCACUUGUUUGUACUACUGCUCCUCUUCACCUACACUUCCAAACAGCUAGGGCGAACAUGGGCCGGGGGGACAAACGGAGCAUUAAGCGGACUUAUUAAUUCGGCAAACGGAUUUGCAAAAGACAAAAUUUGAACCAUUGCCUAUAUAUACAACAAACCAACCAACCAAAACAAACGCAUAUACUUAUAACUAUAUAUAUACACACAUACAAAAUGCAUAUGAGUAUAGUAAAUGCCUACUUGAAUAGCGCGACAAGAAAACAAAUUAGAAUAACAUAAUUUGACUCAUCAUAAACAGCAGCUAGUAAGUGUAUCUUCCACAGAGGCGAAACAUACAGCGGUGUGCGUUGAUGUGUGUGUGUGUGCGCGCAUAAGUUAUGAAAAAAAAAACUAACGCACAUGGUAUUCCCACAUGGUCUUGCUAAUUGCUUCGAAAGCAGCCGUUAUUGUAAACUAAUAAAUUAAUUCUUAUGAGCGUGUCUACGGCGAUGGGGAUGCCAAAACCAUAAUCCAUAGCGAAUCCAUGGCGAAUGUGAAGAGAAGCGCACCCGCACACACACACACACGCACAUACACACCAGUAAUUAACACUCACUAGGAACUCAAUCAUUAAUGUACUGUUAUAGCAAACAACAAAACUAAGCAUUACAAAACAUCCACACAUGUCUCGAUUGGAUAUUGGAAGGAUAUAUAUAAAACGAUAGCGAACACUAGCAUGAAGAUUGGCGGAAAAGAAAACCAAACAUCCUAUCCGAGUUCUACUAACAGAUCGAAGCUGAUGCCGCAGAGAGCAAUAGAAAGAGAGAAAGAGGGGGAAACAGCUCGAUAAAGAUGGAGGAGAAAAAUGUUUUUCACGCCUUUUUCGAGGAGGAGUACUUGGCGAUGACUCAAGCAGGUAAAAGAAGAAAACCCCCAAACCUUAAAACAAAAAACAAACGCGAACGGAAAGAGUGAAGGGGAUGAUGCCUCUUUUGCAGUGGACAAUAAUUAUGAGCAAAACGGAAAAAAGAGGAAGAUGUUUGGGGGGUCGAGGCCGAGCGUGAAGAAGAAAGAGCACAGUUUUUUUUUUCUUCCAAAAAAUAAGAGUUUGGAAUAAAGAAAUAAGAUUUUCUGUGAGUGUGUGCUUACAACUAUCGCUUGCACUGUCUGUGUGGUGCAGAUUGCAUAACCGUUUAGAAGGGGUUCGUUCGCCAAGCAAAUAAAGCACAAGCCGAUUCCGAUUUUUAGUUUGUUUUUUUAUGCUUUCUUAACAAACGCGAGGCCGGGAUUCAAUACAAACAAGCCUUACGUACUUUUCCCACAACACGUACUAACCAACAACAAGAAAGCCACAAGAAUACAACGCUUAAAAUGAGACUACUUAUACUAUGCAAUCAGUAUUUAACUAUUUCUACUCCAACGCACACACACACACACAACCGCAUAAACAGCAGUCAACAAAAUCCACUACCAACUCCUUCGACCUUUUUCCCCCAUUCCCCCCCUUCAAAGGCCCAGCGUACCGUCGAUUGACGUACUGUCAAACUGUCAAUUGAAGCGGAUGCGCUCAAAGUUGUCAAAAAAACAAACCGCAGAGCGGUUAGUUGAGUUGGAGUUAGUUGAAUUGUGCUGUUUGAAAAGCGCUCCAAUUAAUUUGUUUGUGUCCGCGUGUGUGUGUGUAUGUAUAUAAAGAGAGCAACAAAAAACGGCAAGUGAACGAUAGGCACAAAACGAUUAGCAAUUAUAUAAAUAAAUGCCAAGGUGCGCACCACGUGGGAACACUGGAGGGACAAACAACCCUCCACCCCCACCCUCCCACCCAGAGCGAACGCAGCAGUAGAGACCCAACAUAAUGGAACAAUAAUACAAGCAUGGCCGGCAACUAGACAUACUACUCGAUACAGGCCCCACAUACUACCUUGGGUUACCCACUGUCAAUUCUGCAUGUAUAUAUACUCUAGAAGGAAAGCAAAAACCCUGUUCCCCGAUUACUCUUACUAUGUUCCAACUGGUUUCUCCACAUUUGUAUCCUGGCGCUCCAAAUAAAAAAAAAGAGGGGGGAAAAGCAAAGCGCCCGAGGUGAGGGAGGAUUCAAUAACCACAGCUACUACUACUACUACUACUACUACUCCUACUAAUUGCUACUGCAGCCGCUGCUAACGAUCACUAGAGAAGCGAUCAAUAUUCAUUACCAUGAAGCAGUAUUACUACCCCUGAAGAGUCUAGCAGCUCGGGUGGGCUGCCGACGUGUCCAACGAAUUCUCUGUCGCUGCCGGGUGGCGGCUCGUUUAAAAAAGGGGAAGCGAGAUAAGAAUAUUUUAAGUAAUCAUUUUAUUUAAUUUUGUAAAGAGUUGAAGGCAUUGUCUUCUAGAUUAAUUGUUAAUUUUGUUUGCCUGAAGAAAAGCAGCACCGCGAAUUACUGUUAAAAAUUGCAAAGUGCUUAAAAAGACCAGGUGCGUCGUAUUGAUUUGAAACGUAAUGCGGAUUUGCAUACAAUAAGGCGGAUUGUGUUUGGUGAGAGGGUUUCCAUCCAUAUAAUUGACAACUGGUAACUCGUACACGGUGGGAAUGAUUUCGAAUGGCAAGUGGCUGUAUUGCAAGCCUUUAUUUGAAGCCUUUGCAAUCAUAAAAGGGAAUCGUACAGGCAGCUAGGGGUGAAUAUUUGGAAAAGGCGUCUGUCAAGCUUAUCGAUUGAAAGCAGGAGAAUUUAAUUUUCUUACUCAUAAUCGCCUUCCAACCAUUCCAGUUUUCUCUUUUAAAACUGUAUCUUAUAACAUUUUGAAACAGUAACAGAUUACUACUUCUUUGUUGCAAUAGCUCGCAGGAAAAGAUUCGAAGAGUGUGGUUGCAUAUUUUUAUAGCAAAAUGUCUCUUUAACAGAAUUGAAUAAAAGACUCACACAGAAAAUUGCGCACAAGAAAGCAAAAAUGAUUGCAACAUUCUCUUAUAUGAUUGCAAAUUGCAAUAACGAGCUUGCAAUAUUCCACUAUCCAUUUGAAACAUUCUUCUAAGUGACCCUCUAACAGCUCUAUGUCUCCGUUCAAACAGGGGUUUGUUCACAUUUUAAUAUUGUUCCAUGUUGACAUACGUUUCCUACCUACGUAUCCACGAGUGCUUCCAGAGGGAAACAAACUGAAGAGCUUUUCCUAACCAAAGGGGCAUCAAAUCGGUUCGGUAAAAUCUUCCAAGAAUGUGCGCGAGACAAGCGAAGCAAACACGAGAACGAAUGCUCCGUUAAUAUAAAUAAAUGCUUCUGUUUCAAACCACUAGCCCGGCCAUCUACACUAGAGCGCGCGUAGUGGUCUAGCAGAGACCCGUCUAGAGACGGAACAUGUUUUGGCUGCUGCAUCGAACACACACACACAAACAUACAGCUUUAUAUAGCCUGCCCACAACUGCUGGGAAAGAGAACGAAGAGUAACGAUAGUGGGCAAAUCUUAAGCAAAAAAAAGGAAAACCCCUUUAAUACUCCCCCCCAGGUAACAAAUGCGUAAUCGAAACACACACUUACUCCUGGUAUUAACCACCCUCAAAAAAAACGAAUUGUACUUUAACAAACACAACCCCUUAAAAAACUGAACGCAUAGCGAACACACAACACGCAUCCUACUCCAAAAACAAACAAACAAACAGAAGCAAGCAAAAAGAAACAUUCAGGUUUACUACAUAGAAACAGAAAUCACCUAGCGGGGGGGCCUGAUGUAAGAGAGAAUAGAAGAAAAUGAUUGUAAAAGCCGCAAGCAAGUGAGGUGAACCCGCCACCAAAUGAUUUCAAGCGGGUUACGAGCAUGAUACAAGAGAAAAUACAAGCAAGUAUCCGUGCGGUCGCUGCGGUGUCAGCGGAAUACUCCAAAAAACAAA
This is a messenger RNA of Anopheles stephensi (Asian malaria mosquito), 5849 nucleotides long. It is a transcript of the gene CARPA, whose product is annotated as carbonic anhydrase-related protein 10. The record is from RefSeq and is a predicted model, not a curated record. NCBI's taxonomy places the organism in Eukaryota, Metazoa, Arthropoda, Insecta, Diptera, Culicidae. The transcript is spliced from 9 exons. Gene Ontology annotation, molecular function: zinc ion binding; carbonate dehydratase activity. The coding region runs from base 752 to 1777 and encodes 341 amino acids.